AUGUUUCAGCUCCCGCAAUUCCCGGGUGCUGAGUAUAUCCGCGGCACCUCGCUGACGGUGCUCAUUGCCUUUGUCUGUGGCUGUGGUUUCCUUCUCUUCGGUUAUGACCAAGGUGUCAUGUCGGCCCUCAUUGAGGAGCCCAUGAUGGCUGGUACUAUGCCUCAAAUCGCCAAGUACGAACAGGUCGAUCAAAAACAGUGGUACGCCGACGGUAGGAUCUACCUGGACAGUGAUCAGUUCGACUCCAACGUCCAGGGUGCCAUUGUCAGCUGCUACGAGCUUGGUGCCCUGAUCGGUUCGAUUAUUGUGCUCUGGAAGGGUGAUCAGCUUGGUCGCCGCAGCUCGGUUGCCAUUGGUUCGACGAUUAUGAUCAUUGGUACCAUUAUCAUGGUUGCCCACGACCGUCUCCCUGCUUUCACUGUUGGCCGUGUUAUUGCCGGUAUUGGCAACGGUCUCGACACUGCUACGAUUCCCAUGCUUCAGUCUGAGCUUUCCAAGGCCAAGAACCGUGGUUUCCUCGUGUUUAUUGAGGGUGCUCUGCUCGCUGGUGGUGUUAUGAUUUCGUACUGGAUCGACUUCGGUUUCUACUUCUUCCGCUGGAACAGUGUGCAGUGGCGUUUCCCGAUCGCGUUCCAAGCUGCUUUCGCCCUGGUUCUGCUUCUCGGUAUCUUCUUCAUUCCCGAGUCGCCCCGUUGGCUCGUCAAAAAGGGUAUGGUCGACGAAGCCCGCCACGUUAUUUCGCGCGUGCGUGACCGCCCUGAGGAUGACUACGAGGUCAACGCCGAGCUCCAGCAGCUUGUGGAUGCGAUUCACAAGCAGGAGACUGCGAUGGGUGCUUUCAAGAUCAGCGAGAUCUUCACGAUGGGCCCUGAGCAGAACCUGUACCGUGUGCUGAUUGGAUGCACUGCCCAGAUGUUCCAGCAGCUUACUGGUAUUAACAACUUGACCUACUACGCCAACACGGUGUUCCAGAUGGUUAACUCGGACGAUAUUCCAACCCGUCUGCUUGUCUGCGGUAGCGGUGUCAUUUACUUCGUUGCCGCUGCUGUUGCCGUCUUUGUUAUUGAUGUUGCUGGUCGUCGUCCUCUGAUGAUCUGGUGUGCCUUUGCCAUGGCGGUCUGCUUUGCUAUUAUGUCGGGUAUGAUUUACAAGGUCAUGCAGGGCAAUGACAUGAAGUUGCCCAAGGAGCAAUUCAUCACCUACGGUAAGGUCGCCGAGGCGUUCAUCUACUUGUACUUCAUCCCUUGGUCGUUCGGCUGGCUCGGUAUGACUUGGCUGUACCCGCCGGAGGUUACUCCUAUCCGUAUUCGUGCUCCGGCCGUUGCCCUGUCAACUUGCACGAACUGGAUCUGGAACUUUACUGUCGUCAUGAUUUCGCCCCCUGCUUUCAAGAACCUCCGCAACCACACCUUCACCAUGUUCGGUGCCUUCAACAUGAUGUUCAUUCCGUUCGUGUACGCCUUCUUCCCCGAGACGAAGCAGCGUGGUCUGGAGGAGAUGGACUUGUUCUUUGCCGACGCCCACCGUGAUGGCUUCUGGAAGGCCUCGCGCUUCAUGACCACCGCGACCUACCUGUCGCUCACCACGCCUCACCUCAGCGCUGAGGAGCUCGAUGAGAUCAUCAACGAGCGUGAUGACAUCAAUGGCGACGGUGGUGCCGCCAAGGAGGCUGGCGAGGGCGAAAACGGUGAGACCGGAGAGAACGGUGCUUCGCCGCCCUCGUACGACGCUCCCGCUGCGAAGGCCUAA
Malassezia japonica is the source of this 1749-nucleotide messenger RNA. RefSeq lists its product as uncharacterized. Bases 1 to 1749 code for a protein of 582 amino acids. Gene Ontology annotation, biological process: transmembrane transport; carbohydrate transport. The transcript has a single exon. Gene Ontology annotation, molecular function: carbohydrate:proton symporter activity. Gene Ontology annotation, cellular component: membrane. NCBI's taxonomy places the organism in Eukaryota, Fungi, Basidiomycota, Malasseziomycetes, Malasseziales, Malasseziaceae. The record is from RefSeq and is a predicted model, not a curated record.